UCCUUAUCGUCUUGUUUUCUCUGUUGAGGAUUUAAUUAUCUGUGUGUUUCUCCAUCAAGAUUCAAUUGUCAUGGCUUUCUCUGCGAGUAGUUGUACUUGUACCCUCUCUAAGAACCCUUUCUCAUGCUUGUCUCCUUUCCCACGAACCCUGGGAAGAAACCCUACUCGUCUUUUGUCCAUUAAAGCUGUAAAAGCUACAGAAACAGAAGCCAAUAAUAAUAAUACCGAGAAGCCGUCUUCGUCUUCCAAUGCUCAACCUUCAACCGCCAAGCCGCCUCCCAAGAAGAAGCCUGUCUACUCCAUGAAGAAGGGUCAGAUUGUGAGGGUGGAGAAAGACAAAUAUCUUAAUAGUGUUAAUUAUCUUUCGGUUGGACAUCCACCGUAUUACAAAGGAUUGGACUAUAUUUAUGAAGACCGCGGUGAGAUAUUGGAUUUGCGUAUUUUUGAGACAGGAGAGUAUGCACUUGUAGCAUGGGUUGGGGUCCCAACUGCGCCAGCAUGGCUUCCAACAGACAUGCUUAUCAGGGUACCUGCGUGCUUCUUUCUUGCUAAGUUGGAAAUUAGACUAGUUUAAAAUAUCGUCUCACUGCUUGGCGCUUUUGAGCUUGAUCUUGUAAUUGACUUUUGUGUUAUGUUUGCAGUCAGACAAACUCGAUUAUGAGAGGCUGUGAUACAGGAUCCAAAUGCAUUAAUCGAUCUUCACCUGCAGCGUUAUUGUAUUUUCUUUAUCACCUUCUGCUACAACUCUUACUGUAUUUUUUUUGUAAAGAUCGCUGUAGUCGACCGAUCAAAUGCACACAAACAACAGUAUGUUUCUCGGCAUUGUACCCAA
Messenger RNA from Malus domestica (apple), 832 nucleotides. Its product is annotated as NAD(P)H-quinone oxidoreductase subunit O, chloroplastic. Gene Ontology annotation, molecular function: oxidoreductase activity, acting on NAD(P)H, quinone or similar compound as acceptor. The record is from RefSeq and is a predicted model, not a curated record. Gene Ontology annotation, cellular component: plasma membrane. Lineage: Eukaryota; Viridiplantae; Streptophyta; Magnoliopsida; Rosales; Rosaceae.